AUGCCUCCAUGCCACCGUCAAGUCGAAAUCGACAUACAGCUCGAUAGUUUGCCCGAAAAGGUACAUAGCGGCGUUUUGGGCGACAACAGCGCUGCGACCGCGAAGUGGCGGUGGACAUGCUCCCAUGUUGCCGACGCGGCGCCGGAGUGGCCGGCGCUGCUCGCCACGACCACGACGGCUACUCUGAUGCUCCGGGCCGACCCGUCCUACCCGACGGUGGCACUCUUCCACGUCUCGCUCACGCUGAGAAAAAUUCUGAAACGGCGUGCAGCAGAGUCGCCGACGAGUCGGUCCGCGUGCUUCCUCCUCCUGGAGAGCAUGCGCGAGUGA
Messenger RNA from Emiliania huxleyi CCMP1516, 330 nucleotides. RefSeq lists its product as hypothetical. The record is from RefSeq and is a predicted model, not a curated record. Bases 1 to 330 code for a protein of 109 amino acids. The transcript is spliced from 2 exons. Lineage: Eukaryota; Haptophyta; Isochrysidales; Noelaerhabdaceae.